Tachyglossus aculeatus (Australian echidna) is the source of this 1777-nucleotide messenger RNA. RefSeq names its product engrailed homeobox 2 (gene EN2). Gene Ontology annotation, biological process: regulation of transcription by RNA polymerase II; multicellular organism development; neuron differentiation. The transcript has 3 exons. Gene Ontology annotation, molecular function: RNA polymerase II cis-regulatory region sequence-specific DNA binding; DNA-binding transcription factor activity, RNA polymerase II-specific. Gene Ontology annotation, cellular component: nucleus. NCBI's taxonomy places the organism in Eukaryota, Metazoa, Chordata, Mammalia, Monotremata, Tachyglossidae. The record is from RefSeq and is a predicted model, not a curated record. The coding region runs from base 106 to 1251 and encodes 381 amino acids.
UCCUAAGCGCCUCUGCCUGCGAGCGGAGGGGGCUGCGUAAAACCAGGAGAUCGCCCCUUAUUAUGACCGUCGUCGUUAUUUUGCCUCUCGCUUCUCCAUGUGCGUAUGUGCGGCCGUGACUUUCCCGCUGAAGGAGCCUCACCUUUUAGGAUCCUGCGCCCUCACUGGGAGCCGGGCAUGGAGGAGAAUGAGCAGAGCCACAGAGAAGGAGCGGCGAUCGAAGAGCAGCGGCAGCAGCAGCAGCAAGAAUCGAGCAGCAGUUGCAGCAGCAGCAGCAGCAGUUGCAGCAGUAGCAGCAGUUGCAGCAGUAGCAGCAGCAGCAGCAGCAGCCCCAGCGAUGCCGACACAAGCAGCCGGCGGGCUCUGAUCCUGCCCGUGGUCCUCCAGGCUCCCGGGAACCAUCAGCUCCCGCAUCGGAUCACCAACUUUUUCAUCGACAACAUCUUGCGGCCGGAGUUCGGUCGGAGAAAGGAAGGGGGAACUUGCUGCAGCGGCGGCGUUGGAGCAGGAGGAGCCGGAGGAGGAGGAGGAGGAGGAGGAAGAGGAGGCGCAGGAGGAGGAGGAGGAGGAGGAGGAGAGGGAGGAGGGGGCGGCGGCAGCAGCCCCGAACAGUUGGUCGCCCCCGGCCGGCAGCCCCGGAGGAGCCCCUCCUCGGGUCCCGGAGCCGGUGGGCCGGUCCUGGGGGGUGGGACCAGCUCUCCCGGGGACGGAGAAGGCGGCUCCAAAGCCCUGGCCUUGCACGGCGGGGGCAAGAAAGGAGGCGACCCCGGGGGACCCUUGGAAGGAGCCUUGAAGUCGCGGGGUUUAACCGGCGGCGACCUGUCUGUGAGCUCGGACUCCGAUAGUUCCCAAGCCAGCUCCAACCCGGGGAGCCAGCCCAUGCUGUGGCCCGCCUGGGUCUACUGCACCAGAUAUUCGGACAGGCCUUCUUCAGGUCCCCGGUCUCGCAAACCAAAGAAGAAAAACCCGAACAAAGAGGACAAGCGGCCCCGGACGGCCUUCACGGCCGAGCAGCUGCAGAGACUGAAGGCGGAGUUUCAGACCAACAGGUACCUGACGGAGCAGCGGCGGCAGAGCCUGGCCCAGGAGCUCAGCCUCAACGAGUCCCAGAUCAAGAUCUGGUUCCAGAACAAGCGGGCCAAGAUCAAGAAGGCCACGGGCAACAAGAACACGCUGGCCGUGCACCUCAUGGCCCAGGGACUCUACAACCACUCCACCACGGCCAAAGACGGCAAGUCGGACAGCGAGUGAGGACGGAGCCGGGGGGCGGGGGACGCCUGAAACUUGCGGGGCGACACAGACACCCCCCACCCACCCCGGGGAAGGGAGGGAGGGGGCGGCGGAAUCCACUUUUCGGUCAAAGUUAUUAAACAAUGCAAUAAUUUAAUAAACAAGGGCCAGUGUAUAAAGAUUAUACCAGCAUUAAGAGUGAAGAUAUUGUGUAUUAGCUAUGAUUCUGCAAUAUUCUAUGUAUAUAUAAUUUACAGGUGGUGGAAAAUCCAAGAUAUCUGAUUAUAAAAUAUUUUUUUUUGAGUUCCUUUUUGUGUUCUAUGGGAUUUUAGAUGCUCUCUUUAUGAAUUAUUUUGGUGCUUGGGAUACUUUUUAAAAAUCCUCCAAACGCCGUGUAGGGACAUUGGACCACUAUUUUUUUUUUUUGAAAUUCAAAAGAAGAAAAAAAAAAGAUGAAAACAACUUGCUGAAGUCCAAAGAUUUUUAUUGCUGCAUUUCACACGACUGUGAACCGAAUAAAUAGCUCCUAUUUGUUCUAUGAGUUUUA